Molecule: messenger RNA, 473 nt
Organism: Racocetra persica
Lineage: Eukaryota; Fungi; Glomeromycota; Glomeromycetes; Diversisporales; Gigasporaceae
Source: the annotation of a GenBank genome assembly
AGGUCUAUAAUAUACAAUGUCAAUCUGAAAUUGUAAGAGGCCAAGUCCUAAACAUAACCUGGGAUCUAGUUCAUCCACCCCCAUACGACAAUGGAGGUUAUUACAUUUAUGUAGUACCUAUUGAUCAACCCAAGAAUCGUAUCAAUAUCGGUUAUUUAAUGUUCAGUAACAAAGGACAUUAUGAGUGGGCAGUAAACGUACAGCCUGGCACUUAUUAUUGUAGUAUGAAUGACUUAGAGUCCAAUACUUUUCAAGUUCUCCAAAAACCAAGUGAUUCGAAAAAACUCAAUUCUGGUGGUCGUUUAUAUAUAUGCGUGGAUAUUGGCCCUGCAUCUGAUGAUGAUAGUUAUUACCCCGAGGAUCCUCCUACUGAAGAAUAUGAAGAAUAUCCUCCUAGUGAAGAGGAUCCUCCUUCUGAAGAGGAAGAUUAUAAUACUGAAGAUUUUCCUAAUGAUGAUAGCUUUACUGAUUAG